Messenger RNA from Ostertagia ostertagi, 825 nucleotides. Lineage: Eukaryota; Metazoa; Nematoda; Chromadorea; Rhabditida; Trichostrongylidae. The record is from the annotation of a GenBank genome assembly.
AUGUCGCAGAAGAAAGCCGAUCAAAUGCAUGAUGUACUCGAUAGCACCAAAUCUCACUAUGAUCAAUUAGAGAAGAAAUAUGAUCAAGCCAAUCAGCUGCUACGAAACUAUCAAGAAAGAGAAAAAGAAUUGCUCUCACGUGAAGAGAAUCAUGUGGAGCAAUUGAGGGACAAGGAUGCUCACUACACACAUCUGGUCACUCAACUCAAGGAGCGCAUUGAUGAACUUGAAGCAAAACUGGAGGAGAUGGAUCAGCGACGACAAUCGAUCACUAAUAAUGAAUUGUCGGAACUGAAGGAGAAAUUGAAGGACAACGACGAGGGUUUGGCGUACAAACCUGGUGGUGAAUUGCCGCACGAGGACAAAGCAGUGAUGGCAAAUCUGGACGAUGCUAAGGAAACUGUGAAACCCACCACAAUCAACAAUAACAAUAUCCCUUGUCGAAAGGAUGCCGAAGUGUCAACGUGGGACGAUGACAAGUAUUCGUCGUCGUGUGGAAGUCCGGUUCCACGAAUAUCCGAACCGGCAAGUCCUGCCCUCCCGCAUCGAUUCGUUCAUCGACGACUGCUGUUCCCAUUGAAGAAGAAAUACGUUACCAAUGAGAACGAGUUCUGGCGUGCUUCCUGCGAACAAAUUCAAGGAUUGCAAGUGCUUCAUUGGACAGUUGAUGAUGUCUGCCAGUUACUGGUUUCUAUGGGACUCGACAAAUAUGUCCCAGAGUUCACGAUUAACAAGGUCACUGGAGCGAAGUUCUUAGAAUUAGAUGGAACGAAGCUAAAGGUGAGGCCAUUCGAUCAUAAUUUAUAUUCUGCUUGCGAGACUUGA